This is a messenger RNA of Neolamprologus brichardi, 1683 nucleotides long. Lineage: Eukaryota; Metazoa; Chordata; Actinopteri; Cichliformes; Cichlidae. The record is from RefSeq and is a predicted model, not a curated record.
AUGUCAGGUGUGCCGCUGCAGCAGGCUGCCGGGGCUGUUAGCUGGAAAGAGAAGGGAUUUUUCUUCUUCUCUCCUCUUCUAGUCCACACAGCAGAAGCAGAUCUGAGCACCUGUGAAAUGAGUAGCAGUACUACUGAUUUCAGAAUAUGUUCUGUGUUAGCGUUCAUCCGUUCCCUGGCCCGUAAGAAGCCUUUGGAGCCAGCAGGUGAGCAGUCCAACUUCUGCCGACGCUUGACCAGCCUGGAUCUGAUUGGCCUGGGUGUUGGCGGCACGCUUGGAGCAGGGGUUUACGUGCUCUCAGGGGAGGUGGCGAGGGAAGUGACUGGUCCUAGCAUCAUCAUCUCUUUCCUGGUUGCUGCAGUGGCUUCAGUCUUUGCAGGGUUGUGCUACGCUGAGCUUGGUGCUCGUGUGCCAAAGAUGGGCUCGGCCUACCUUUACAGCUAUGUGACUAUAGGAGAGGUGUGGGCAUUUGUGACUGGCUGGAAUCUGCUGCUGUCCUAUGUCAUUGAAACAUCUAGUAUAGCCAAAGCCUGGACUGGAGCAUUUGAUGACCUGAUACACAAUGUUAUGGCUAAGCAUCUAGGGGAACAUACACCCAUGGACUCACCUGGCUUGGCUGAAUACCCAGACUUCUUUGCUGCUGCGCUGAUUAUGUUGCUUGCUGGGGUGCUUGCAUUUGGUCUGAAGGAGUCUGCAAUCGUGAAUACUGUUUUUACAGCAGUAAAUGUGUCUGUGUUGAUUUUUAUCAUCACUUCUGGCUUUAUAAAAGGAGAUCUUGAAAACUGGCACAUCAGUAAAAAGACAGUUCUAAAUGCAACUUGGGAAGUUAUGAAACUUGAGCCGAAUGAAACUGUUGACUUUGGUGUUGGCGGCUUUUUCCCCUUUGGUUUUGAUGGAACUUUGGCCGGGGCAGCAACCUGUUUCUAUGCUUUCUUUGGAUUUGACUGCAUUGUUGCUACUGGUACUCUUUAUUUGCUGGGAGUGAUGUUGCCAAUGCCACGGGUGCUGUAUGCCAUGGCCAGAGACGGCCUGCUCUUCAAGCCACUCAGCUACAUGAGUUCCAGACAAAGUCCUGUCUUGGCUACAUUGUCCUCAGGAGCUGUGGCUGCUUUCAUGGUCCUUUUAUUUGACCUCAAGGCACUGGUGGACAUGAGCUCUAUUGGGACCAUUUUUGCAUACACUCUUGUUGCAGUAUGCCUUCUUAUAUUAAGGGAUGUGCUCAGGCCUCCAUUUCGAGCUACCCACCGCACCUCUAAAAAUGUCACCAUUCUCACCAUCAUUAUCUUGUUCCUGGUAAUCGUUUUAACCGUGCUCCUGUCUGAGGCCUUGUACUCACUCAGCAGAUGGGAACUAUGGAGCGUGCUCCUCGUCUCUGUCCUCGUGCUGACAUUGGUCCUUGCCGUUGUUAUCAUCUGGAGGCAGCCACAGAGCAGGACUAAAGCUUCUUUCAUGGUUCCCUGUGUACCUGUAAUUCCAGUUUUAAGUGUCUUCAUUAAUACCUACUUUAUGGUUCAACUGGAAGGAGAAACCUGGGUCAGCUAUGCUGUUUGGAUGGCAAUUGGUCUGAUUGUAUACUUUGGCUAUGGAGUUCGUCAUAGUGUCCAGAAACAAAGACUCCAAGAAGCUCAUGAUCAGCUUAGUAGCAAUAACGUAAGCAGUGAUGUUGUGGAUUGUGCUGCUUGA